CUCCGCCCCAGGGUCAUCUUCCGGGCACCGUCAAUUCUUUAUAAGACUAGAAUGGCUUCGACAACGUCAGAUAAAGCGACUCCAGAGCGGCGGGCAGAGCUUUUGCAGAACCUCGCUGAAACCAAAAUUUGUUUCGCGGAAGCUUCGAAGUCAUUAUCUCACGCUCCGACACUGGUAGCUGUAUCAAAGACCAAGCCGGCAUGGAUGACUCGUGCUUGUUAUGAGGAAGGCCAAAGGGAUUUCGGAGAAAAUUCUGAUAUAGAUCUAGUGAACAAGGCGAAAAAGCUGGCAGACCUUGAAAGCCUUCGAUGGCACUUCAUAGGUGUGAUGAAAAAGACAGAAGGAGACGAUUUUCGGAGGCAAGCAAGGAUGAGAGAACUUACAAUGGUGUCAAAUCUUCAUGCCAUCCAGAGUUUGACUAGCAUCGAAGAUGCUGAUAUCUACAACGGUGCUAUACCCGCUGACCGCAAGACGCCUCUCAACAUGCUCUUGCAAGUCAACACGUCUGGGGAAAUCCAAAAGUCGGGACUGCAAUAUGUGGAUACCGAAGCUGAAGCCGCCGACUCCCCGCUAUUCAAGCUUGCUUGCUACAUCAUUGAACAUUGUCCCAAGCUACAUUUCCAGGGGCUGAUGACUAUUGGCUCACAGACGGAAUCUCUGGCAUCAUCGGAACGACCAAAUCAAGAUUUUGAGACGCUCAAAAAGACCAGAGAUGUACUAGAAGGGAUGCUUCGAAGCAAUCCAGCGUUCAAUGGGAGAUGGGGGGACAACGAAAAACUCCUGCUCAGUAUGGGUAUGACUGCUGAUUUUGAGGCAGGUUUACGAGCUGGUAGCCACAUUGUCAGAGUGGGAACUGGUAUAUUCGGAGCCAGACGUAUGAAGUGAAAAGCCAUAUAGUUACAUUGUGUAAUUUGUGUUGUACCUGGUGUGACGUGACAAUAUAGAUAAAGACAUCAGUGAUCACACUCCGUUUGUUGAUCAAAA
Molecule: messenger RNA, 984 nt
Organism: Suillus subalutaceus
Lineage: Eukaryota; Fungi; Basidiomycota; Agaricomycetes; Boletales; Suillaceae
Exons: 3
Coding region: 52-885 (277 amino acids)
Cellular component (GO): intracellular anatomical structure
Molecular function (GO): pyridoxal phosphate binding
Source: RefSeq, a predicted model, not a curated record